AUGCCUGGGAAGAAUCCCUCAAUGGAUGGUAAGGUCUCACUUGGUGUUCACGACUUGGACGUCGUGAAAAGAUCAGAUGAGGCUCAACACGCGCUUCGCAAAUUUAUCCACAAAAAGCAUACGUUCUCAGAGGAAGAGAAAUCCACUUUAGACUUCAACAGUGUGGAGGCCUUCGAGGAUUACUGGGGUUUGACUUGGAAAGCAAAGGAGAAGUUCGGAGCCGCUCACAAUAGCGAGGUCAGAUCUGAGAUACAGAGCUUUGUGAGCUCAGCAUGCGGUAUCAUGAAAAGUCUGGACCCCAUUGUGGCGCUUGUGAAGGAUCUCGGAGCUCCCUACGGCAGCAUGGCCAUCGGGACAAUCUCCUUUGUUUUUACGAUUAUCAAUCGAAGAGCCCAAGCGGAGAAUUUGAUAUCAAGGACCCUUCUAGAGAUCAAAGACAGGGUCCCAGGUCUCAAUCUCUAUCGUCACAUCUAUUCCGAUGAACAUGAGCUUGAUCAAGGCUUACAGUCCAAGAUUGUGGAUGCCUACGAUUGCUUUAUGGGAUUCUGUAUAGAAGCUACGAAGUACUACACGAAGAGAGGAUUCAGACGAUCGAUCGAUGCUAUGUGUGGAUCAAUGGCAUUGGAGGAAGAAUCACGCAAGGUUCAAAGAGCUAUGGUUGAAGUCAGGCACAGUAGUGAGGAACUACUGAACAAGAACGUCGAUAUUAUCAAGCAGCUAAGCAAAGAGCUGCAAGAAGGGCGCAAUAACGACGCUUUAAGCAAAAUCCAGUCCUUGCUCAACCUGGAAACAUAUUCAGCAGAAUCCGAGCAAAAGCUUCUGAAGAUCUACCAAGAUGAGAUCAAGCAUCAUUUUGAGUUUAACUGGCAACCCAUUUUUGAGAGGAUGCAAGGACAAGCAGUAGAGGCAUUCCAGCAGGGACAAGAGUUCCAGGGAUGGCAAAAUUCCGAGCAGUCCUCAAUCCUGAUUUUAGUAGGGUAUAACAAUGAGUCCAUCUACAACGAUGAAAUGUGCUGGAUGUCUCCAGCUGCCCUACAAACGAUUGACGACAUGAUCAAAGACCGUCAAAAAGAUCCUUUUGCAUUCUAUCUUUUUGGUCAGCGAUCAGAGAAUCGUUUCCCUCAGGUUUUAUCCUCCAUUAUAAUCCAGCUACUAAGGCAAAACCGUCAGUCAUUACAGAACCAGGUACAAUACGAUGAGCUGUAUGCGGCAGUGCAGCGGUUCCAUGAAUUGCCCUAUAGCCAAUACUCGACCCAGGAAGACCUGGUACAUAAUGAAGAAGCGCUUCGGAAGGUGGCUCUACGUGCUUUGGACAUGUUUGACUCGCGCAGAACGGUGUGGAUUAUUCUUGAUCGUGUGGAUCGGGGCAAGCAUGCAAGAAGGGAAGCCAAUCAUCGAAAAAUGCUGAUCAAAUCAAUGGUCCGCCUGGUGGAGGAGGCUAAGGUCAAGGUGAAGGUGCUGGCUGUCGUUAAUGGAUGGGACUGGGACGCGGAGAAAGAGUCCGAUGAUUUCGGGCAAAUCAAAAAGUCAAGUGUGGUUGUUCACCCGGUUCAUCAAUUAGUUAAAGAAUUCUAA
Molecule: messenger RNA, 1575 nt
Organism: Penicillium verhagenii
Lineage: Eukaryota; Fungi; Ascomycota; Eurotiomycetes; Eurotiales; Aspergillaceae
Exons: 5
Coding region: 1-1575 (524 amino acids)
Source: RefSeq, a predicted model, not a curated record